Molecule: messenger RNA, 6096 nt
Organism: Nothobranchius furzeri (turquoise killifish)
Lineage: Eukaryota; Metazoa; Chordata; Actinopteri; Cyprinodontiformes; Nothobranchiidae
Product: mannose-binding protein C
Source: RefSeq, a predicted model, not a curated record
UUCUAACGGCGUUCUUUUAUAGGUAACGGAAUAAUCUAAUUAAUUACUUUUCCCACCGUUGCAACGCCGUUACCGUUACUGGGGACAGAACGUUGUGCGUUACUAUGUGCUUGUCGAACGUUGAGCAGCAGUGUGAGGCUUUCCGACCGCCACACUUCAGCUGCAGCCAGGGAGAGAGAGGUGUCGGUAACGCACUUACAAACACGAUGAUGAUUGGCCGGGUGGGCGGAGACCCUCACGGUCUCAGUUGCUGCAUUCUGUAGACACAACGGGAAUAACUCCGUUUAAAAUAACCGCGUUAAUAAAAAAUAUGUCUUUCUGUAACAAGCAAACUAAUUAAUUACGUCUUCUAUCAAAACGUUGUUCCUGUUACUGGUGAAACAACCAGGUGUGGCUCAGGUGGGCUGAAUAGAGCUGAGUGAACAGAGGGUGUGUGGAGCAUCUGGAAGCUGAUGAAGAAACAGAUCAUGACUUUUGACAUCCCAUCUGUCUUCAGACCACAGUACGUUUUCUUGCUCUGAGCUGGAUCUCUGAUAAAUCUGACCUCAAACCAUUUUCAUCUUCACUUGUGUUUGGGAGCACCACGAGAAACAAACUCUGGAGUCACUUUAGUUCCUGUGACAGCAUUUGAGAAGAUGACACUCAGUCUUCCCUUUUUGGUUGUUGGCCUGAUGGCUUCUACCAUCUUCAGUCUGGUCCAUACAACUUCUUGGGCUGAUUAUGAAGAUGGAGGUUUUGGACCACCAGCACAACCUAAACCAUCUCGACCAUCUGGAUCAGCUGGACAUGCAGAACGAAGAGGAUUUCCAGGGGAACGUGGACUAUCUGGACCAGCUGGACCACGUGGACCACCUGGACCACCUGGACCUGUUCUGAUUUGUGGACGAGAUCUCUUUGGUUCGGUUGGACAGGAUGUUGAAUUGUUAAUGAAGAUGACCACAAAGCUAGAAUUGGCGGUUACCUUUCACUUUGUGAGGAAGGUUGGUCAGAAAUACUUGGUGUCCAACAAGGAGAGAGGCUCCUUUCAGAAGGCCUCUGAGUUCUGCUCCCAACAAGGAGUAGAGCUGGUCCUGCCCCAGAGUGGAGAGGAGAACAACAAGCUGACUCAGCUGAUUGGUGAAGCUGAUCAAACAGCCUGGAUCAACAGAGAAAGGUUAGAGAGCGAAUCUCUGAAGUUCACCAAAUGGGCAGAAGGACAGCCAGAUGAACCCAUCCAGCAAGAAAGCUGCAUCGUGGUGUCUGAUAAGGGCUACUGGAGAGUGUCACGAGACUGUUCUCUGAACGCCUACAUCGUCUGUCAGAUAUAGAAAGAUGUAAUCUGGCAUGUUGUUGCUUAAAAAGCCAAAAAGAUUAUUUAGCAACUUUUAUCUGACUGCUUUCAUAUCAGUGAUUCUCUUAAUGUAGCUUUGAAGUUCCUGCAGAAAAUUAACAUAAUUGACACAUUGAAGACUGAAUUUAUGUCUGUGUCAUGUAAAUCCAAUGAAAGUUCUAACAAAGUUUGGUCCAGUCCCUCUCUUGGAGGUGACGUCCAACAACAUCACAAGGACUGGGAGCUCUUUAGUCUACUCUCAUCUACUGAACCUUCACCAGCACACACCUAUAUAUAUAUAUAUAUAUAUAUAUAUAUAUAUAUAUAAAUAAUAGAUAGAAAUUCAUACACCAACUUGCCUGUUCUAUAUUUACUCAAAAGAUUAUAAUGUUUAAUAUUUAUUUAAAGAUUUAAUUUAAUAGCAAAAGUUAUUUGUUAAUUCAAAAGAUCUAAAGAUCUUUGCUUGUUCAGUGAUCAGUAUACACCCACUCUGUUUAUUUUAAGAAAGAGUCAAGUUUAAAAAGGUUAAGAAAUUUAUUACUAAACAAUUUAAACAUGCCACUUUAAAAAGACAAUUCAUAAAAGACAAUUUAUAAAAGCUUUGGUAUUAAAAAGCAACCCUGUGUUUGGAUGAAUCUAAGGUGAAAUGUGUUUUGUUUGCGGGUGAAUGCAAUGUCUCAGAACGUGUAUCUUGAAAGAAAGGACGUGUUCUGGUUGAAAAAGAAUUUGGUUUGCGAAUAAGCUAAAUUGUUCUUAAUAAAAGAGCAUUCAUCUCGUAGCAUCAGCUUGUUCAGCAGGUGUCAUUUUGUUGUGUAGGGGCAACUCUGCCAGCAUGACAGAAAUUGCUUUGUUGGUUAAAGAGUGUGGGCAGCCGUCCCAACUUCUCUAGAACUCACUCGCAAAUGACCAGAGUUCUGUUUUAUAAGAUGGUUACUUCCAUAUUCCAACGUAUCAGGUCCUGACAUGUAGAAGGAAGGUUUUAACAAACCUUCAGAAACACGCCUCCCUGAAGAUAGAAGGUUCUGGUGUUAUGCGAAAAGAUCAUGUGAGUGCAAAUUACCUUUAACCUAGUUACUGUGACCUGUGUUUCUGUGUACAUGUAAUGAAUUAGAUUAUGUGUUAUUUAAUGAGCCAUAAGGCGUGGGGUUCCAUAGGAAAUAUGAAAUCCACCUUACGGAUCUGUGAGUUAUUUAAAACAGAAGAUUGGAUCUUUUUAUUGCAGGGAUUAGAUAACCGCUUCAUAUUCAAUCAGAGACAACAGAAGAGAGAGAGUCAAGUUUAAAAGUUAAGAAUUUUAUUACUAACAAAUUAAACUAGACUGACUUUAAAACUAAAUGUAUGGUGUAACUAAGGUGGACGAGACGGUGGAUGGAUGACGUGUGAUGUUAAUCAGAACCAGCAAAUCCGAAGAAGCGAUUUGUUCUGACGGGAACUGAAGGUGAUGUCUUCACAUAAAGCUUUGGUUAGGAGGUUCAUAAACACAUGAGACACCAUUUGCCGGGCUACAUGCCCUGAGCGGAAGUCCCCGUCUAGAUCAGGAGGUGUAUAGGUCCAGCUUGACCUUAUGGAGCCGGAGCAUGUAGAAGAAUCCACGGCAACCGACCACCCGUCCUGGGAUACGUCCGGGUCGCGACAAUUUGUUGGCGUCUGGUGAGACCCAAGCCUGGGUCUUGAUGGUUCAGUUUUUAUUCUGAAAGGAACUGUUGCAGCAGUUGGAAUAGCAACAAAUUUUUCAGCUUGUCGUUGGUUCUUUCGGUUAAAGAGUUGUAGUUCAGGAUUGGCCACUCCGUCACUUUCUCUGGAACGCUUUGAACUGGCAUUAGAGAUGACGUGGCAUAGCUUUAUACUUCGGAUGUUAUGGUUUAUUGUCGAAUGAAAAUUACCAAACACCGUCAGAAGCACGCCUCCGUCAGAUCUGUAAGAUUCUGAUUGGCUCAGUGAAAGUAAUGUGUUAUGUCUUUUUAACGCUACGUGAAAUGAGUCCUGUUGGAACACUUAAAGUCACAGUAUCUUUAUAUUCUAUAGGAUUAUAAUAAAGUAAUAAAUAUUUUGAUUUCACAGAUCGGUCACAUCUUAUUCAUUGACUAACACUUUGAUGGAUUAGCUUUAUUAAAAUAGAGUUCUUUGAUUAAUUAAAAGAAAAGAGUUCAUUCUCCAUUCUUCUGUUGAGCUGAAAAUAAGCAGGUUAGAAGGAAUGCAUGAGACCUUGAGACCAUAUCUCAUGCAGACUAGUCUUGUGCAGAGGAGGGGAAAAAACUGUCUUUUCAUUCCGUUACAUAUAAGUGCACAUGAUUACUUGUCAUAGUUGACAUUACUGAUUAUCAUAAACAAUUAUUAACCAAAGAAUAACAAUUCAUUUCAGUAAUUAAACACAGUUAUAAUGAACCUUGAUGAUUAGUAGUAAAAAGAGUUUAUUUAAAUGAUUAUUUUAAAUCUUGAAAUAUCCUCAUCUUGCUGUGGAUGGAAUAGCAGUCAGAUAAGCAGACAGCUGCAGAUUGAAGGAGUGGUAGUAGACCUUAAGUCUCCUGUGAAGGACUAUCGGAGAUUGGAGUAGCAGCCAGGGCAAGGUGACCCAGGCUGUGGAUCUGACCUGUGAGUCUUAAAAUCAGACCAUUUUGUGAUGCUACACCUACAAAGCGCAUAGAGUGCUGUGAUUGGUCCAUAAAGCAGAUAGAGCACUGUAAUUAGCCCAACAUUGUGGACCAAUCACAGCUCUCUGUGUUUUUGAAACCCUUGUAGAGAGCUGCGACUGGCCAGCCAAAAUGCUACUAGGGUCUGCAGAGGUUCCAAGACCAAACCUUGCAAGGCAAGAAUUUGGUCCAGUUCACUAAGCUAGCAUUGCAUGGCUAGCCCUGUGACAACUAGUGAUGUGACAUUCACAAACAAAUCAAAUCUUUUAAACGAGUUUUCAGAGCCAACAAUGAGAGCCGAGCCCUUGUAGAGAACAGUUAAUCUGGUCUUCCAGUAAACCCCCUUCAACCCUGCUUUCACGGACACCGGGGGACACGUUACUCUUCUCCCUGCUUUCAUGGCUCUGCUUCAUUAAAAGGGAUGAUUCUUUAAUACGGGUCUUUGAGUUAAAUGACAGAGUAAUCUAUGGCUCCUUUCAAAGAGCCAUAAGUCCCAUUGUCGAGUUAUCUUCUCGUUACCCAAACUCUAGGCGUGGCCCCAACAGAGGAUGUUGGACAACUCCACUCAUUUCGUCUGUUUCGUUUCUUUUCUUUACUGGUGAGUAAUAGGUUGAUAACCUUAAGCAAACAAAUUCAUAUAAUUAGCACAUUUACAGACAUUAGCAGACAGAUUAGACAUAAUAGACUUUAGUUGUACAUUUUUUUAAACUUUAAUUCCCUUUGGAGAUGCAGCACAAAUAAGCUUACAUUUAUUUUAUAACUUUAUUUAUUUUUUGUUUAAUAAGUAAAGAUACAUACCAGAAGCAUCUCUGUGGUUGCCAAACACUGAGCAAACAAACUGAAGCAAAGCAAAGGAACCAUCUGUCUGGUUUACACGAAUCAAAUCUCUCUACCAGGAGGCAAGAUGACCAUACCGAUUACUUUUGACGUAACACUGCCCUCUUUUGUGCAAAACAUAUAAGUAAUUUCAAAUUUUAUUUGUCACAUACACAGUCAUACACAGUACGGAAUGCAGUGAAAUGCCUUACACAACUGCUCAUGACCUAAGAGUUGAAAAUAAAAAACUGUACACCACGAAUUAAAAUGUAGGGUAAAUUUAACUGGGAAAGAGUAAGGUAAAAUAUAUCUGAAUUAAAGUUGAAUAAUAGAAUAGCUUUACAACAAAAUACACAAUACAAUACAAAUUAGAAUAAAAGGUAAAUUUAGCUGGGAAGUAAUAAGAUAAAAUAUAUAUAAGUUGAAGUUGAGAAUAAAGUAACUGUACAACAAAAUACACAGUAUGUAAAUGUAUAAGAAUGUAUGAAGAAAUAAAAAUAUCUAUACAAAACAGCGGCUGAACAAGUAUUAAAUGGAAAUGAAAAAAUGUAUAUAUAUAAUGUCCAGAGUUGUGCAAACCACAUUUUAGUGACUUUGUAGUGCAAUUGUGCUUAAGCAAAUUCCAGACUGUUCAGUGUGUGUGAGAACCAUAUGUGUGGGCACUUACUAUGUGAUGGUGUGGUUUAAAGAUCGUAUCGCCUGUGGGAAGAAACUCCUCCUCAGCCUCUCUAUGUUGGUCUUCAGGGAGCGGAAUCGCUUUCCUGACCUCAACAGAGAGAAUAGUCUGUUAUUUGGAUGGCUGAGGUCCUUCACGAUCUUCCUGGCCUUGGUCCAGCACCGCCUGCUGUAGAUCGAGAGCAGGUCAGGGAGCUCGGAGCGGAUGGUGCGCUCAGCUGAUCGUAUAACCCUCUGUAGAGCUCGUCUGUCCUGCAUGGUGCUGUUCCCGAACCAGGUUAUGAUGUUCCCCGUCAGUAUGCUCUCCAUGGUGCACGAGUAGAAGUUCCUGAGCACCCUGGGGGGCAGUCGGAAGUCUCUCAAGCGUCUGAGGUAGUAGAGACGCUGCCGGGCCUUUUUCACCACGCUGUUGAUGUGACAGGACCAUGACAGGUCCUGCGUGAUGUGAACACCGAGGUAUUUGAAGAUGCUCACUCUCUCCACUGGGCACUCGUUGAUGACGGGGAUCUGGUAGUUUCUCUCCUGCUUUGUAUUGAAGUCCACUAUCAACUCCUUCGUUUUACUGACGUUUAGAAGGAGGUUGUUCCUCUUGCACCAGGUCUCCAGAUUCCUGACCUACUUUAAGUAGGCCGCCUUGUUGUUGUCAGAGAUCAGGCCCACCACGAC